AAUAGUACCUACGUUGGUCCUACCCGUAGUGUUUGGCUUUUGUUUCAAAUGCUCUGACUCUCUUCUUUUCUCUUUCUCAGAAGUCUACAAUCCUUUCUUUAUACAAAACCAAACGCCACACCUCUUUCUCCACGACCUCCAUUUUCAUUCUACCUUCUUCUCUUACCUUGUGUUAUCAUUUCUAUUCACAUCAAUCAUACAAAGCCAAGAGAAGUUCAUUGAAAAGGAACCCCAAGAACAUCAAAAUCUCAUCUCCACACCAUGAAAGGUGAGUAUGUGGAUUCCCAAAAUGGAAACCCCAACAACAUGUUUUCCAAACUUCACCGGCCUUUCUCUCUCACUUCCACCGGUGGAGCUUCCAUUGAAGUGGUUCGUAGACCAAGGGGUCAUCCUCCAGGUUCCAAAAAAAAUCCCAAACAAUCGAUCCUCGUCGAUCGGAAACACAACGACCCUGCCAUGAGUCCUUACGUCCUUGAAAUCCCAGGCGGGAACGACGUCGUUGAAGCUAUCUCCGGCUUCUGUCGUCGGAGAAACGUUGGAGUCUGCGUACUUUAUGGUUCCGGGACCGUUUCGAACGUAACUCUCCUUCAACUUUCGUCUACUCCGGGAGCUACGAUAACUUUUCAUGGAAGAUUCGACAUAUUAUCCCUCUCUGUCACUGUCCUGCCCCCAACGACGUCGUAUAACGUCCCCAAUACGGUCUCCAUCUCUUUAGCGGGUCCUCAGGGGCAGGUCGUCGGAGGGUUCCUGGCGGGCUCCUUGAUGGCGGCUGAUACGGUGUUUAUAGUUGCCGCUACGUUCAAUUAUCCUUCGUAUCAUCAGUUAGCGCUAGGUAUAGAAGGAGAAGGGGAAGAAGAAACAAGGAACACGAUGUCGUCUGGCGGAGACGGAGAAGGUGAAGGACAGUCUCCGCAGUUUUCUGGUGGCGGUGGAGAUAGUACCGUUCACGGUGGUGGUGGGGGCAAUUCGGAAUCUUGCGGGAUUUCUAUGUGUAGUCGUCAUUUCGGUGGCGGAUCAGAUGUGAUUUGGACUCCGACUGCUAGACAGCCGCCGCCUUACUAAUGGGUUUCAAAGUUUAGCUUUUUAUUUUCAUUAUUUGGGAAUUAUUCUGAAAGAAUGAAGUUUAGUUUUCUAUUUAUCAUUAGGGUGUAUUUGAUUAACGGAAUAUAAUAUUAUUAGUGUUAAUGUAAGAUUAUUAGGGAA
Molecule: messenger RNA, 1203 nt
Organism: Hibiscus syriacus
Lineage: Eukaryota; Viridiplantae; Streptophyta; Magnoliopsida; Malvales; Malvaceae
Product: AT-hook motif nuclear-localized protein 17-like
Exons: 1
Coding region: 262-1062 (266 amino acids)
Cellular component (GO): nucleus
Molecular function (GO): DNA-binding transcription factor activity; minor groove of adenine-thymine-rich DNA binding
Source: RefSeq, a predicted model, not a curated record